Molecule: messenger RNA, 1458 nt
Organism: Suncus etruscus (white-toothed pygmy shrew)
Lineage: Eukaryota; Metazoa; Chordata; Mammalia; Eulipotyphla; Soricidae
Gene: NEMP2
Product: nuclear envelope integral membrane protein 2
Exons: 9
Coding region: 1-1458 (485 amino acids)
Cellular component (GO): nuclear envelope
Source: RefSeq, a predicted model, not a curated record
AUGUCAAUAACAACCAAGCUGGUUGAGCUCCACAAAUCACAGGCAGACAACCUCUCCCAGCAGCCUGGGAACGUCUUCCCACUGCUUUUAACGACCGCCUGGGGCGCCUCCAGGGUCAUGACCUAUAGCACCAGAGCCCAUCAGCUUGCUACUACUUGGAUUACUCAUCGAGUAGGGGACUCGAACCCUCAGUCACAAAAUAAUGAACUUUCUGUUCUAAAGUGUAAAGCUUUGAAGGAUGUGGAUUUAAUUAAAACUUCAGAGUUCAAGUGCUUCUGUUACCAUCAAAAUUCAUACCUGGAGUGGAAGUACAUUUGGUCUACUCUGCAGGUGGAAAUUACCAGUUCAGGUCUGUUCAAUAUUGUAUAUAUCACAGAAAGCCGCAAUUGCUUAAAUCCGGAGUCCUUUCUCUCUGUUAUCAAAUGUAUCAUUCAUAAAUUUUGGAUGCCAAAGGAAUCUAGAAAAAAAACAAUGACUAUUAGUCCAUAUGGGGAGACCAUGUGCUUCUCCGUGACUCCUGUCAGGAGGGAAUUUCACUAUAUCGUCAGUGUGAAUCGGAACAUUAUGGAUUUUAGACUCUUCCUUAUGUUUGUGGCAGGCAUUUUCAUCUUCUUUUAUGCGAAAACUUUGAGUCAAAGCCGCAUUUUCUACUACACUUUGGGGACUCUGCUUGGUAUUCAUAUGACAUUGGUCUUUCUCCUGCUGCUGUUGAGGAGAUUCAUACCUAAGUAUAGCUCCUUUGUGGCUCUAAUGAUUGGUUGUUGGUUUGCCUCAGUGUAUAUUGGGAGCCAGUUGAUGGAAGAUCCGAAGGUGCUGUCUAAUGAACACAAAGUAUAUUCCUUAGGCUAUAUCUUCAUUGUUGGAUCUCUCAGCUUUGCUGUUUGCUACAGACACGGGCCUCUGGUAGAUCCGAGGAGCAUAACUCUUCUGACGUGGACGCUGCAGCUCCUCUCCCUGCUUCUGGUCUACUGGGGAGUCUCCGCAAGCCUGUUCGCCUUCACAACAGUCGGCCUCUUGCUGGCAUCCAAAGGCCUGCACUACCCAUGGAAGGCCUUCAGUCACCUGAGGAGGAAAAUGAAGCAAUGGCUAGCAAACAGGAAGCCACAGGUGAAGUUGCUGACCGAAGAGGAGUACCGGGAGCAGGCAGAUGCUGAGACCAGCCGUGCCCUGGAGGAGCUGCGCAGAGCCUGUCGAGGACCCGACUUCCCUUCCUGGCUGGUAGUAUCCAGGCUCCAGGCCCCAAAGCAGUUUGCAGACUUUGUUAUGGGAGGAAACCACUUGUCCCAUGAAGAGAUGAGUCUCCACGAAGAGCAGUAUGGCCUUGGGGGCGCCUUCUUAGAGGACCAGCUCUUUAACCUGCAGACUGACUGCCUGGCAGCUAAUAUGAGCCAAACUUCAUCCUCGACCAGGGAGAUGGUGGACAGCAGGGACUGCUAUAAGCGGAUAGAAGUGUUCUAG